Molecule: messenger RNA, 1480 nt
Organism: Polyodon spathula (Mississippi paddlefish)
Lineage: Eukaryota; Metazoa; Chordata; Actinopteri; Acipenseriformes; Polyodontidae
Product: cell adhesion molecule 1-like
Exons: 12
Coding region: 50-1396 (448 amino acids)
Biological process (GO): susceptibility to natural killer cell mediated cytotoxicity; cell recognition; detection of stimulus
Cellular component (GO): synapse; neuron projection; plasma membrane
Molecular function (GO): signaling receptor binding
Source: RefSeq, a predicted model, not a curated record
UCGUCAGGCUAGGUGAAGCAGCGCCGCCAGUUUGAAGCAGGUGUCCAACAUGGCGAUCAUGGGUUGCGGAUCUCGCUGUUCUUCGAUCUUGUUAUUCUUGGUUUCUGCGGCUUUUCUUCCUGAUAAAGGAGCUGCGCAGGACAUGCAAGUUCCAGGUCAGAACCUGGAGACCAAUAAUGUGUCGGUGGUGGAGGGGGAGGUCGCGACCAUCAGCUGCAGAGUCAAAAACAACGACGACUCAGUCAUCCAGCUGCUCAAUCCAAACAGACAGACCAUCUACUUCAGGGACGUGAGGCCUCUGAAGGACAGCCGCUUCCAGCUGGUCAACUUCUCGGACAACGAGCUGCAGGUGUCCCUGUCCAACGUUUCUCUGUCUGAUGAAGGAAGAUAUGUAUGUCAGCUCUACUCCGACCCGCCUCAGGAAGCCUAUGCGGUCAUCACUGUGCUGGUCCCACCAGGAAACCCAAUCAUUGAGUCCCAAGAGGACAUCGUCAGUGAAGGGAACCAGACAGAAAUAACGUGCACUGCCAUGGGGAGCAAGCCGGCUGCCAGUAUCCGAUGGCUGAAGGAAGGCAAAGAGCUGCAAGGAGAAUCAACAGUGGAAGACGUGGACGACAGGAUGUACACCGUGACAAGCAGGCUGACGCUCACUGUCCGCAAGGAAGAUGACGGGGUCCCUGUGAUCUGCAUGGUGGACCACCCUGCAGUGAAAGACUUCCAGGCACAGAAAUACCUGGAAGUACUAUAUAAGCCUGAAGUGAAGAUCACAGUGGGGUUCCCCCAGGGCCUGACCAGGGAAGGGGAGGCCUUGGAGCUGAGCUGUACAGCUGAGGGCAAACCCAAGCCCCAGUCGGUGCGCUGGAUGAGGCUGGAUGAUGAGCUGCCAGACCAUGCGCUCUUGACAGGCUCAGACCUGUACAUUGACAACCUGAACAAGUCCUACAACGGGACCUAUCGCUGCAUGGCAGCCAACGCAGUGGGGGAGGCCUAUGCCGACUACAAGCUCUUUGUACACGAUGCUCUCACCACUACCCCUAUACCCACAACUACCACCACCACCACCACCACCACCACCACCACCACCACCACCACCAUUCCAACAAGCAUUGAAGAAGACACCACGCCGACGACAGAGCCUGCAGUCCACGACUCCAGAGCAGGAGAAGGGGUUCCCAGAACAGUUGACCACGCAGUCAUAGGGGGGGUGGUGGCGGUGGUUGUGUUCGCCAUGCUGUGUCUGCUCAUCAUUUUGGGAAGAUACUUUGCAAGACACAAAGGUACCUACUUCACGCACGAAGCCAAAGGCGCCGACGAUGCUGCCGACGCAGACACUGCCAUCAUCAACGCAGAGGGCGGACACAGCAACUCGGAGGAGAAGAAGGAAUAUUACAUCUAAGUCAGCUUGGGUUAUGAGGUGUCUGAUGCUGGACGCUUGCGGGGUGGGGGAGCCUGUCAGGGGUGAGGGAUACAGGGGGGGAGC